ACAAAAAUGGAACAACAACAACAACAACAACAGAAAGAAAAUGAACCACCAAUCCGGCAUUUAAUGCCAUUAGAUGAAAGUAUAAUGAAAAGUAAAAAAUGUGUCGAAUUAUUGGUCGAUAAUCGUUAUAUGGAUGCUGUAGAAUUAUCAUCACAAUUAUCCGAUCAAUCAUUGUAUCAUUCACAUUGUCAUUCAAUGUUAUUAUUCUUCAAGGUUUAUAUGUCAUUAGAAUUGCCAGAAGUGAAAAAAGCGGAAGAAGCAUCACAAAAAACGAUAAAAUUUUGUGAAGAGAUACGUUCACUUACAUUACGUGAUAAUUUUUUUGUAAAAAUGUUUUUCGAUCAUGAUUAUAAUCAAUUUAAUGAUGAGGAAUUACAUGCUGAAUUGAUUCGUGCCGAACAAACUGUUUUUGCAACAUUGAUGGAAUUUUGUGUUGAUCAAAGUAUAUUUGUUCUAAUGAAAGUAUCAUAUCGUUUACGAUCAGUUUAUAUGAUGUUUAAAUCAUUUGCAAAAAUAUUGGAUACAAAAGAAUGGUCAAGUGAAACAUCGGCAAGUACAUUUACUACUGGUGUCAAACUUGGUCUUGGCAUCUAUAAUCUAAUGUUUUCAAUGGUACCAGAACGUUUAAUGUCUAUAUUAUCGAUGGUCGGUUUUAAAGGAUCUAAAUAUGAAGGUUUAGCAUUAUUACGAGAAGCUAGUGAUGCUAAUGAUAUAAGAUCAUUUGUUGCACAAAUGUUGGUUUCAUUUUAUGAAUGUUAUCUGGAUCAAAUGUGGAAUGUACGUUCUACAAGCACGGUGAAUACAAUUAAUUAUAUUCAACAUGGAUUGAAAACAAAUUCAUUGUCAAUAUGGUAUUCAUUAUUUAAGGGAAAAAUAUCACUAAUUGAAAAUAAUCUUGAACAAGCAAUCACAGAUUUUGAAGCUUGUGUACGGCUAAAAAAUUGUAUCGAUAUUAAACAAUUAACAACAUUAUAUCAUUGGGAAUUGAUGUGGUGUUAUGCUCUUAAAGGUGAUUGGAAAAAAGCCAUACAAUGUUGUCAUGAUUUACGUAAUAUAUGUGUAUGGUCACAAUCAACCUUGUGCUACUUGGAGGCAAGUUUUCGUAUCAUGUAUUUGGAAACAAAAUUAUUGGAUGAUCAACCACCAUCAAAGCCAUUACAACGGCAACGUAAUAAUAAUGGCAAAGGAAAACGUAAACAAAAACAAGUUCAACAACAACAACAACAACAUUCAUCGACAAAUGAUGAAACGAUCCAACAGCAACGAGAUAAAAUACACGAACUGUUGACUCAAGUACCUGAAAAAGUAAAACGUUAUGCUGGCCGACGAUUGCCGAUGGAAAAAUUUUCUUGUGAAAAAUUCAUUAAAUAUCAACAGGAAGGUCGACUAACAUGUCCAACAUAUGAACUGUUUAUCACAUGGAAUCAUAUGAUAUUCAUCUAUGGCCAAGAACAAUAUCUAUUACCUAUUAUUAAUCAUGUAGAUAAAUAUUUGAAAAAAUUUUCAUCCGAUUUAAGUGAUGAAAGCUAUUUCCUACUCAUGUUAAUCAAAGGUGCAUGUUUUAGGCAAUUGGAUCGUUUGGAUGAGGCUAAAACUUGUUUACUUGAAGUGGUAAAAAAUAAAAAAAUCAUUAAACAUGAUCGACAUUUGUAUUCAUUCGCUUGUCUAGAAUUGGGCAUCGUAUUGAUGGGACAAGAAUUGUUUGAUGAUUGUCAACAAAAGCUAUUGGAUGCACGACAAUGGAUCAAAAAAGAAGAUCCAAUGGAAUUAUUUGUACAAUUUCGUGUAGGAAAAGCAUUACGUAUGAUGAGACGUUUACGUGAUAACGAAUCAUCAAUAACAACAACAUUAACAAAUGGCAAUGACAAUAUUCCAAUAGCCAAUGGAAAUGGUGAUCAUCAUCAUCAUUGUAAUAAUGUUACUGAUGAUAUAAAUAAUGGACAUUCACAGAUACAGGCAGAAAUUGCGGUUAAUGGAAAUUCAGUGUGAAUUUAAUAUUACUUUAUAUUGUCAAUUUAAAUAACUUCGAAAGAAUUUCCAAACAACCGGUAAUAAUCAUCACAAUAUAAUAUAAAUAGUUUUUUCUCUCUAUUAUUGUUACUG
Molecule: messenger RNA, 2103 nt
Organism: Dermatophagoides farinae (American house dust mite)
Lineage: Eukaryota; Metazoa; Arthropoda; Arachnida; Sarcoptiformes; Pyroglyphidae
Product: tetratricopeptide repeat protein 39A
Molecular function (GO): protein binding
Source: RefSeq, a predicted model, not a curated record